Molecule: messenger RNA, 4575 nt
Organism: Dicentrarchus labrax (European seabass)
Lineage: Eukaryota; Metazoa; Chordata; Actinopteri; Moronidae
Gene: mtmr9
Product: myotubularin related protein 9
Exons: 11
Coding region: 124-1773 (549 amino acids)
Biological process (GO): negative regulation of autophagy
Source: RefSeq, a predicted model, not a curated record
GUUCCCCUUUUUUAUGAAGUUUUUUUCUAUUUCGCAAGUCCGUUGUAUCCAGCCGGCGUGUUUUUGCGGACGUACCGGUCUCGUCAAACAACAAAUUAAAAGAAAAGCCAACCAGGUCUGAUAAUGGAGUUUGCAGAAUUGAUAAAGACACCCAGGGUGGAUGGGGUUGUCCUGCAUCGGCCUUUCAUGCCCACUGUGGAGGGGACCCUGUGUUUGACUGGCCAUCACCUGAUUCUCUCCUCCAGACAGGACAAUACAGAGGAGCUGUGGCUGCUUCACUCAAACAUUGACUCUAUAGAAAAGAGAUUCGUGGGGUCUCUGGGAACCAUUAUAGUCAAAUGCAAAGACCUGAGAGUGAUCCAGCUCGACAUCCCUGGCAUGGAGGAGUGUCUUAACAUUGCCAGCUCUAUUGAGGCUCUGUCUACGCUUGAUUCAGUCUCCUUGAUGUACCCUUUCUUCUACCGACCCAUGUUUGAAGUCAUAGAAGAUGGCUGGAAUUCAUUUCUUCCGGAGGAUGCCUUUAAAGAUUUGGAGUCCAUGACAGACGAGUGGAGACUGAGUGACGUCAACAAGGACUUCAGUGUGUGUCCAUCGUACCCCCCUCUAGUGGCAGUGCCCAAAGAUAUUGACGAUGACACACUGAGGAAAGCAGCGACCUUCCGCCACAGUGGCCGUUUUCCAGUACUUAGUUACUACCACAAGAAGAAUGGCAUGGUGAUGAUGCGAUCAGGGCAGCCUCUGACAGGCACCAACGGGCGCCGGUGUAAGGAAGACGAGAAGCUGAUCAAUGCCACCCUGCGGCCAGGCAAACGGGGCUACAUCAUUGACACACGCACUAUCAAUGUUGCACAGCAGGCCAAAGCUCGAGGUGGAGGAUUUGAGUCUGAGGCUAACUACCCCCAGUGGAGGAGGAUCCACAAGGCACUCGAAAGGUCCAAUGUCCUCCAGGAGAGCCUGAUAAAGCUGGUAGAGGCGUGUAACGACCAGUCACACAGUAUGGACCGCUGGUUAAGCAAACUAGAGGCUUCCAGCUGGCAGACUCAUGUCAAAGAGAUCCUCACCACUGCCUGCCUGGCUGCCCAGUGUAUCGACAGGGAGGGAGCGUCAGUGCUGGUUCACGGUACAGAGGGGACAGAUUCCACCCUGCAGGUCACAUCCUUGGCUCAGAUCAUCCUUGAUCCAGCCUGCAGGACCAUUAGAGGCUUCCAGGGUCUGGUGGAGCGGGAGUGGCUCCAGGCGGGUCACCCGUUCCAGCAACGCUGCGCCCAGUCGGCCUACUCCAACAGCAAGCCUCGCCAAGAGUCUCCUGUCUUCCUACUCUUCUUGGACUGUGUGUGGCAGAUCCUUCGCCAGUUUCCGUGCUCCUUUGAAUUCAGCGAGAGCUUCCUGGUUCUGCUCUUUGAACAUGCCUAUGCUUCUCAGUUCGGCACCUUCUUGGGCAACAGUACAGCUGAGAGAACUAGACUCUCUCUGCCUGAGAAGACUGUAUCCCUGUGGUCAUGGGUGAAUCGGCCCCAAGAAUUGGAGCGUCUGACCAACCCGCUCUAUGAGGCCAACAGUCUCGUGAUCUGGCCCUCCGUGGCCCCCCAGAGUCUGCUGCUGUGGGAAGGAGUGUUCCUUCGCUGGAACCGCUCCUCGAGGUGUUUGGACGAAGCCUACGAGGAAAUGGUACACAUAAUUGAAUACAACAAGGAGCUUCAGAACAAAGUAAACAGCCUGCGCAGACAGCUGGCCCAGCUGGAAACUGAAGAUCCUCUGCUGCAGACACCAUAGUGUGUGAGAGAGAGUGAGAGAGAGUGAGAGAGAGUGAUAGAGAGCGAGAGAGAGUGAUAGAGAGCGAGCGAGAGAGAGAGAGCGCUGCAAAGGGAAGCGAGAUGGAAGAAAUAGGUAGAAAAUGUGAAAAUAUGAUCAUUGUCAGCCCUGUUUUAGGCUUAGGUUAGGUUUAAAUGUUUUUCAGAUGUUUGAGAAUAUCCAAACAAUUAUAAUUUUGGAUUUAGUACAUGAUUGUUGUUACAUUCUGGUGUCCUGCACAGAAAGAUGCAAUGGAAAUUCCCAUAGCAGAAAUGAACUUCAAAAUCAACCUUUCUUCAAUUUUGCAUUCAUGCACAGUUUACAUAUCAGAAAGGACUGAACGAGUGCCCUGACACUUACAUACAGAGAGAAACAUAAAAUUGUAUCUCAUUUUACAUUUCACAUUCAAACUAAGCCGGAUUCAGAGUACUAUUUCUCAGAGUGCUGCUAAUAUAAGCCAAACACUCAUCAUCUCAUAGUCCUCUAAUGUAGAGCUGACAUGAUUAAUUGAUUAAUAAAUUCGCAGACAGUCAAAAUGUUUUGGCAGUAUUUAGAUAAUCGAUUAAGCAUUUCAAUUAUUUUUACAAGCAAAAAUGCCAGACAUGCGCUGUUUCCAGAUUCUAGAAUGUGAGAAUUUGCUGCUUUUCUUUGUCAUAAAUCAUUGUAAAUUUGAAAAUGUCAGCUUGAGACAUUUUAAUGGGAUAUUUUAUUUUUUUUAUUUUUUUUCAUUUGCUGAACUGAUUUAUCAAGAAAAAUAAUCAACAGAUUUAAUAAUACUGACAAUAAUUGUUAAUUGCAUCCCAUUGCAUCUUAAUAUUAAUGUGCACGCAGACCUGUGUGUACAGAAAAUCCUGUUCCGUUACUUAAAUUAUGCUUCGGCUUGUCAGCUUGAUUUCACAGUUGCUUAGCCUUGUCGAACCCCCGCGUCUCACACUCGCUGACUCCCAUUUACAUACACAGAUAUCUAAAACUUCACUGAGCGAGUCCAUUUCCUCCCAAUGCGUGUUAAUAGAUUUCUCUGACUUUCUGGGCAUUAAUCUCGUUCAGGAGGGAAUACUGGUCCUUCGGAUGUUCCUUUACUUACAGGGUACACAUUUGCACCAAACAUCCUGCUGAAUGUAUAUGCCACUGAAGCACUGCGGAGUAACUAUGGAAACAUAUAGGGUGCUAUAAGGCAGCAUGUGACUUGGCUGCACGUUGAGAUGAUAUAAUAAGCGUAGGUAGGGUCAGCACCUACUGUACUGUACAAUGAGAGGGGAGGCUUAUUUAAUAGAAAACCUGACCAAAAUAUCCAGAUUGUUGAAUGUUUAUGAGAUCAGUACUUGACAUUCCAGUAAGUAGCAUUGCCAGAGGUAUUGAGAAAGACUUCUUUAACUCCAAUGUUAAAAUGUUAAUGCGCAUGAUUUGGUUGUGUUUUUGUCACUAUCUUUAAUUAACUUUAAUCAAACUUAUUAAGUAUAAUAGUAAAGUAGUCAGUUAUGUUUGAGCGUAUGAUGUAGAAUAAUGGUGGUACAGAGGGUCUUGUUGCCACAGUAAUGGGGGUCAUGUCGGUCGUAUGAUUAUUAUAAAGACUUUACAGAGUUAAACACGAAGAGUUUUGUCUGCUUAAAAACUGAACAUAUUAUAUUAAUGUGAGAUUAUUGCUUUAAAGACCAAAUUAUAUUUUGGUAGUUAAAGUUAUAUUUGUUGUGUUCAAGAACUUUUAUUGAACAAAAUGCAUAUCUGCUGUUUAAGUUUAAGAUCCAGAACUAAUGCACUUUGUAUGAAAGGCAUACACAAUAUCAGAAACGUACUCCUGUAAUUCUUGUAAUCAGCAUCAUUUUUGUUGUAAGUACUCACCAGCUGUUGCCAUAUUAGUCAAUAAAUGUCUUACUAUUAAACAUGAAAACAUGCCAUUAAUCAGCUACUGUAAACUCAGACUAUUAGACUUACUUCAGAUGACACAGGCAGUGUCUCAUAGGAGCAUUCUCACUGACCCAGGACUCGUCAUAUUAAGACCAAAACCACAAAAAAUGUUCUUCUUCUUUUAAACCUCCUUAAAGAGGCUGCUCAACACGUUAAAACAACUUCACCUAAAUUCUCUUUGCUCAUCUUUCAAUGCUGUCCAUGGUUGACGGCAGCUUCCAUUGGCACAAUAUUACACUAUAACACUAUAAUAAGAGAGCUUAAUGCUGCACGUUAAAUACAAACUGGCAGUUUUGGGGUUAAAAUUAUAUCCAGUGUUCAUCCUGGACCAAGUUUUGUUUGUUUUGCCAGUAAGAAAAGGCAUUUUCUCUGCUUUCUCUUGUCAUCUUCAUACAUUUACUCUAUUUUGCUUCAAGAAUUAUGUAAUGAUCACACUAAACUGAAUUCCAGCUACUACAUUAAAGUGCUUUUAUAAAAGGAAAGUUGCUUAUAGCUGCACUAUAUACAUAUUUUUCUUUUGCCAAAAAAAGACACCUUACCUGCCGUUGCUUUGUGUGUGCAUGAAUGGAACAAUUAGUUCAAUCGAGGUAAUGGUGUGCGAAUGUCCUAUGCUUGCAUUAUAAAUAAUAGUAUCCUUAAAUGAUGGUUGCUUUGUCAAAGUCAACAAAACUCUAAAAGAUUAUCAGCACUGUGGACAAAUACUGCUUUUGUAUGUUGUACUCGUCAGUUUUGUGCAAUGCCUUACUGCAAAAUCCGAAUUCAAAAUAAACAUUUCAGCUCUUUUAUCACUGCUGAUCAGAUGUCUGUAAAAUUAUAUUAUUGUUCAGAAGAUUGAAUGUUUUUUUAAGUUUUCAUGCCAUUAAACAUUAUAGCACAAAG